This is a messenger RNA of Aspergillus calidoustus, 999 nucleotides long. NCBI's taxonomy places the organism in Eukaryota, Fungi, Ascomycota, Eurotiomycetes, Eurotiales, Aspergillaceae. The record is from the annotation of a GenBank genome assembly.
AUGGCCACAAAUACCACUUCCAAACCCAGCCUAUCAGCUCACGACGGUACAGUCGGCUUAACAACCUCAGAUGUGAUCCCCAUCGCAGCUCGAGGCAAAGAAAUAACAGGCCUCGAGAUCUUCAAAGAAACAGCAGACGACACCGCAAUCCCCAUAUCGCGAGUCGACGUGCUCAUGUCGCAGAUGCACACCGACGUCCCCAGCGGCGGAACAGACAUGAACUAUGGAGCCACAGACUCGCAGCGUCUCCGCCUGUGGAAUCCCACGUCAUCAACGAGCAAGGCACCGAUUAUCGUAUUCGUCCACGGCGGCAGUUGGCGUGUAGGGACGUACCUCGACUCCGUCGGCUCGAUCAAAGUAUCCCACCUGACGAAACUGGGGUAUGCAUUUGCGACGGUCAAUUACACCCUCUUCCCCGCUGUGUCCGUCGCAGAACAGGUCCAGGAAGUCGCGGAUGCAGUGGGAUACCUCGUCCGCAAGGCAACUAGUCUAAACAUCGACCCAAACCGUGUUAUUCUCAUGGGCCACAGCUCCGGCGCCCACGUCGUCACCCUCCUUGGAACAGAUACGCGGUACCUCGAGCUCGCAGGCGUCUCCAUCGAUACAAUCCAAGGCGUGAUAGCCCUCGACGGCUCAAACUACAACGCACCCGCCGAGAUCCUCGAUAGCCCGGGAUCCGUGGCGGAGAACAUGAAGUACGCGCUUGGGAAUGAUCUCGAGGCGCUGGAGACCAUGUCGCCGACGUGUAAUGCGCGAGCGCCAAAUGCGCGGGUGUUCUUGCUGCUUCAUAUCCAGAGGCAGGGGGAUAUUCGGCAGGCAGUUGAGUUUGUUAAUGUGCUGCGGGCUGCCGGGAGUGAGGCUGCGUUGCAUGUUUUUGAGGGCGAGGGCUUUGAGGGGCAUGUUCAGAUGUUGCUGAGGCUGGGGGAUCCGGGGUAUCCGGCGACGGGGGUUUUGGAGGGGUGGUUGAGGGUGAAUGCUCCUGUUAAGCAGUCUCCUUGA